AUGUGGAAGGUUUCUUUAUGGGGGCUCACCCAAUGCCUCUUCUGGGGUAGUGUAGCUGGGAUAGGAGAGCGUGAGGAUUGCGAUCCCGUUUACUUAACGACGACGGUAUUUGCUACUAGGACCAUAUAUACGACAGCUGCCCCUAACGGGACAGCGCCAACUUGUCCAGGGGCUCCAUGGGGUAACACGACUACGGCUUCAAUUCCCAGCACAAGCACUUCGAGCUCGAAUACUAGUAUAGGUACUACAAGUCUGAGUACUAGUAUAGGGAGCACGACUAGCGCUCCAUUUGGCAACACUACCACGAGUGCUACGAGCCCUACUAGUAUCCCAUCUGGAAACACUACAACCACCGUGACAAGUAUUCCCAGCACUUCCUUUGGAAACACCACGAUAAGUUCUACAAGUGCCACUAGCCCUCCGUUUGGAAAUACUACUACGACUGCUACAAGCGCUACUAGCCCUCCAUAUGGUAACACGACUACAAGCAAUACCCUCCCCCCAACUACGACCCCAACCAUUUCUCUGAAUACAACUUCGACCACAUCGAUACCAAGCACGGCUUCGUCGACUACGUCACAGCCAGCAGAACCUACCGAGCCCAUACCUCCACCAAAACCACCGGGCCACUUCAGAGGUUUCAAGAAUGCCGUCUACUUCACGAAUUGGGGCGUCAACUCGGGCUUUCACCCUCAGGAACUACCUGUUUCUGAACUCACGCACAUCCUCUAUGCCUUUGCCGAUAUCGACCUGGACGGGACUGUGAAGUCUUCAGACCCAGUUGUAGAUCUUCAGACGCGCUACCCUGAGGACUCGAAGUCUAACCGCACCAAAGAUGCUUAUGGUGCCAUUAAGCAGCUGUUCAUCCACAAGAAGUAUAACCGAAACCUCAAGACGCUCCUCUCCAUAGGGGGCUGGAACUACUCGCCCAAAUUCGCAACCGUAGCUGCGACUGAUGCGACAAGACACACGUUUGCAACAUCUGCGGUACAGCUAGUCACGGACUGGGGCUUUGAUGGCAUCGACAUCGAUUGGGAGUAUCCUACCAAUGAAGUUGAGAAAGCGAAUUUUGUCAAGCUGCUCGAGGCUUGCAGGCACGCGCUUGACCAAUAUACGCUUCUUCAUGAACUGAGGCAUAGAUUUACUAUCAGCGUAGCGAGCCCGGCUAGCUCGUUGAACUAUGAGAAAUUAGACUUGACCGCCAUGAAUAAAUAUGUGGACCAUUGGAAUUUGAUGGCCUACGACUAUUCCGGAAGCUGGGAUACAGUCAGUGGGCACCAAGCCAAUGUAUUCGAAUAUAAGAGUGGUCCCACCGCGAAUAACCUAAGUACGGACAAUGCUAUUGACCACUACAUAUCCCGAGGCAUUCAUCCGCGGAAGAUCCUUAUGGGAAUACCCCUAUACGGCCGAUCUUUCGAGGGUACUUCCGGCCUCGGGCAGAACUACUCGACUGUCGGAGAAGGAGGUCCGCAAGCCGGAGUUUGGUAUUACAAGGACCUACCGAAACCAGGGGCCAAGGUUGUAUACGACCACGUUGCGAAAGCAACAUAUAGUUACGAUGCCGAGACCAAGGAGCUCAUCUCAUACGACGAUGUCCGAAGCACCGAUUUCAAGUCGGAGUAUAUACAGUGGCGCGACCUCGGCGGUGCGUUCUUCUGGGAGGCUAGUGGUGAUAAAGGGGGUUCCCGGAGCUUGAUUAAUACGAUGUCGAAGAACGUGGAUUGGCUCGACGAGACGCCCAACAACCUUCAUUAUCCGACUAGCCAGUACCGUAACAUACGACGGGGAAUGCCGGAUGAAUAA
This is a messenger RNA of Annulohypoxylon truncatum, 1803 nucleotides long. Its product is annotated as glycoside hydrolase family 18 protein. The record is from RefSeq and is a predicted model, not a curated record. NCBI's taxonomy places the organism in Eukaryota, Fungi, Ascomycota, Sordariomycetes, Xylariales, Hypoxylaceae. The coding region runs from base 1 to 1803 and encodes 600 amino acids. The transcript has 3 exons. Gene Ontology annotation, biological process: carbohydrate metabolic process; chitin catabolic process. Gene Ontology annotation, cellular component: extracellular region. Gene Ontology annotation, molecular function: chitinase activity; chitin binding.